This is a messenger RNA of Rhopalosiphum padi (bird cherry-oat aphid), 1680 nucleotides long. RefSeq lists its product as uncharacterized. Bases 483 to 1556 code for a protein of 357 amino acids. NCBI's taxonomy places the organism in Eukaryota, Metazoa, Arthropoda, Insecta, Hemiptera, Aphididae. The record is from RefSeq and is a predicted model, not a curated record. The transcript has 3 exons.
CGGUACGCGCGUCUGUCCGGCGUGCGAUCGUUUUUCGCCAAUUAUUGUGUGCGUGAUCGCCGUGAACUUAACGGAGUUCCUUUUUUUAACACUAAAUUUGAACGUUCUUUUUUUGGCGUUAUUGGUGUAAUUUUCCGCCCGCCGUACGCGCAGUGCCGUUUCGGUGUGUUUGUUCGCUGCAGAAAACCGUUGUCCUUUAUCGUCGGAAUUGUGUGCACUUAUGGACCGGUAAGCCGUCUCAUUGCGUAACUCCCGUUCGUGCGUCCAUAAGUUGCCACAUCGCGAGUUCAUCCGGUUUAUCUACAGCAACAACAGUGCGCGAGAAUUUAAUAUUUAUAUCCACUUAUCACAUCAUCGUAUUAUCAAGAGUACCCGGAUCGGCGGCGAGUACGAAGACGAUACCAGCCACCUGCACACAAUUAUCGAAGGAAAGCUAUAAACAGAACGACACUAAUUCAAUAACAAUAUAAAUAAUUACCUCCAUGAACGGAACCGAUUGCGAGGAAGAUGGCGCAGGUGCGUUCUUGAUGCCGUUAAAAAAGAAGCGGUGUCCAGCCCAGACGGAUUGUCCACCUGCCCGCGCUGGGCCCCGUGUCACUCGGUUCGAGGAUUCGGUCGAGUGGAAAUGGACAAAAUGUACCAGCGAAAGCCUGUUCCGGACUCUAGGCCGAUUUUACGACGAGACGUGGUUCCCGACCGUGAUCAACGAAUGGUGUGAGCUUUAUUACCGAUGCAACUACGAAACCGAUUACUGGCAGCACCGCGACGAGUGGCUGGCCGGCGACGAGGAGGUCCGGUUGGCCGUGUGGGCUGAAGUGCUCAGACAUCGCGACCAACACGACGCGAACCAAAGCGAACAGUGUGAUAUCGACCUGAUGCACGUCGACGACCGAGUGGACGCCGCCAAGAUAAUGGAAAUACACGGGGCCAUAAACGAGGCUAACGAUCGGAUCGAAUUGAAAAGAGUAGACAUACAAGCCACAAAUUGUGUCGAGAAACCGAGUGCCGCAGAAAGGAAACGGGCAGAAGUCGAAGCAGCAGAGAUAGCGUUGGCUGAUCCGGACGACGAACCAGACUGGGUGGAAAUGCGACGCAGGAUGCGCGGCUCGUUUGCAGCAUUAAAUCUGGCUCGGUGUGAUGUAAGCACUGAACUCCUGGAUCACAUUAUGAUUGAACUGUGCAAGUAUUGGGCCAAUGUGCCGGAAUUGGAGCACACGAUUGAACCGCUCCUGGAGAGGAACAUAAUGCGCGAGGUACAAAACUUUAGGUUCAAACUUUUCAAUGUGUCAAUUGAUAUCGAACCGGAAAUUCAACAGUCGUGUCCGGACGCGGAGGAACCGGAACCGUGUUACAUACGACCGAGGUCGUCAUCCGUACCGCCACCACCACCACCAUCGUCACCCGUGAUAUGCAAGAGACAGAAACCUAGAACGGCAAGCUGUCGCAGUCGCAGACCAGCCACCACCAAGUUGGCCGAAGCCAGAGCUCGACAAAACGCAGCCCGAGCGUUGAACCGUGAAAACGCGUCUAUAGGUCAAUGUCGUAGCCGUAGGUAGUUCGCGACCAACUGAUUUUUACGAGUCUUAAUUUUAUUCUUAAAUUGUACGCUAUGACAAUAUUUUAAAUGAUAACGAAAUAAAAUUUAAAAUUCAAUUAAACCACAUGCUCUUAAAAAUACAA